Zea mays is the source of this 1723-nucleotide messenger RNA. RefSeq lists its product as uncharacterized. The record is from RefSeq and is a predicted model, not a curated record. Lineage: Eukaryota; Viridiplantae; Streptophyta; Magnoliopsida; Poales; Poaceae. The transcript has 2 exons. Bases 174 to 773 code for a protein of 199 amino acids.
UCCCUGAUAUUCUUCCUCUGAUUUUUGUGACCGCUAUCCGUUGAUCUUUCUCCGGGCGCGUGGUACUUAUUUCCUGUCGUCGCUAUCUCCUCGUCGCCCAGUCGCUCGAUCUCUCCUCUAGCGCGCAGCCACUCCUUUCUCUCUCUCUGGUCUGCUUCCAGCCGAGCAGUGCCAUGGCGUUCCUCUCUCCCUCUGUGCACGGCGCUCGCUUCUCCCUGGCGCCCGGCCAGAAUUUCUUGCGGCGCGAAGCUUGCUCCCUGCGCCCGUCCCCCAUGGCGCUCGGCCGCCCAGCUGUUUCUUCCUCCUUGCGCUCGGAUUUCCUCUGCUCCAUGGCGAACUCGCCCCAGCCCCCAGCUCGGAUCCCUGCCUCUGCUCGCGCCGGUGCUCGCCCCUCUGCUAUCUCCAUGCCCGAGCUCGUCCUCCAGGUUGCCCCAUGGCGCUCGGCCUCACCCCCUUGCCCCAGCGCCAUCGGCUCCCCGUCCAGCUUCAACCUCGCCGUCGGUCUCGUCUCUGUUCAAGCCGCCAUCGCGCCGUGCCAGUUGUUCAUCUUUGAUCCUCGCCUCGACGUCAUCUUGCCGUGCAACGCUUGCUUGGUGCUCGACAAAACGCCUAAAUCAGGACCAUCGUCGUUCUCGCGAUCAUCGAGUUGGUUUAGGUACGCUAGUUGGUCACGUGAUGCAAAGGUCAAGAGCCAAGUAUUCCCCAAGAGGAUGCAAAGAGUGGACAUCUCCGCAAGACGAUGUCAUCAGUCGGGCCAACCUGAAGAUGGAUAGACUGAGCGAGUGGCAGAACAAAAGCUCCUCGCCAAAGGGUCAUCGUCUAACAACACUAACCUAGUGUUUAUUCCAGGCAAGCCCCGGUGCAUGCAACCCCUUCCUUGUGUUUUUAAAUAAUUUUUGCACACUUUAAGUCUAGUGAAAUGUGCAUUAGGUUUAUAGGAGUUGCUUGAAACCCUUUGAUGCAUUGCCUUCCUUGAUAUCCAUACCUUUAUAGAUACUUCUGGUGAAGUAUCAAAAAUAUGAUUUACAAAAAUGCUUAGCCCUGCUUAGAUCUUGUGGAUAGAGGUUGUCUUUUGCAAUACUGCCUAGCUCAGGGGUUAUCCUGAGGAAGGAUGGCUUCUACCUGCAAGAAUAUAUAUUUUCAUUGGGAGCAUGGUGGGAUCUUACUGCAAAGUUCCCUGUGAUGCUCUUUUCAUCCUAAGGAACACAAACAAUCCUAAGGGUGGAAAUACGUAAAUCGGGACUUGGGCUAGGAACAGGUGAUGUUCUACCCAGGUUGAUUAAGGAUUGAUGCGUGUGUAGGCUUGAUGAUCGAGGACCCUUUAACUGGUCACAUGCCUCGUCAUGGGUAAGCCUUGCCUCGGGCAGACUAAGGCCAGAAUAAGAUAACACGGAAUGGGCGUGGAGCGGUGGCGAGAGUAGCGUGUACCCUCCGUGGCAAGAGGCUGGACGGUGGUGUAUCUGUGCUCUCGGUUCGCGUGAACCUGAUCUGGUCUUAAGAACCCCGGUGGCGGGUUGACAUAUGCAAGGGUUAAGUGCUACAUAUGUCGUGUGAUUGGAGAUCCUCAGCUGAGUAUAAUCGAUUCGGAUCGCCGUACCUUCGCGGUUAUGAAGACUUGGUCACUGCCCUACAACCUAAGUCAGGAUGUGAACCUCAUGCAUAAAAAUGAUGUUGUAUUGAUGAGAUGGUGAAAUUAGACCAGAUGCAAACAGAGUCUAUUAAU